UCUAAGAAUGCAUCUUCCACACCUUCUUGGCCUCCACAAUGUCCAUUGCCCAAGCCAGCAGAGAACCGCAGCCCUUGCAGCCCCCGCAGCCCUUCCAGUGUCUCGUCUGCCAAAGCCGCUUCACCAGACAUGAGAACCUCAAGCGACACGCUGCACUCCAUUCUCGGCCUCAAGACCGAACCGCUCUUUACUGUCAAUUUUGUCCUGCUAAGUUCUCGCGGCCCGAUCUACGAUGCCGUCAUAUGAAGAGAAAGCAUCCCGAACAUGAGCAGACACACACUACAAAAAGGUCACGGCAAGAACGGCCGUCUUUUGGACAUGCGAGUGACGAUGUACGCUCACCCCAUGUAGAGAGGGCCUCCCCAGGAAGUCAAGAUGGCUCUUCGCCUUCGUAUCCAGGCGAAGACAGCGAGUUGAGCUCGACUGCCUGGAGUACAGCCUUGCAGUAUACACAGCGCCACCGUCGAACAGGGGACAGCGCACCGACGAGUAAUAUAGAUAACGCACAGCUUAUUGCGGAUUCCUUGACGCCGCACUUGUCGCUGGCUGAGACGAAUCGCCUUGACCAGACUAUUCAAGAUGCGACAGAUCUGGAACAAAGCUUACUACUAGAGACGUCGUUUCUCAAGCGAGCAAAUGGCCUACAUACGCAAUCGGAUCCGAUUCUUACCCUGCAGUCUCGCUCUUUCGAUUCCGGCUUGGCCGGUUUUAAUUUCAAUCUAUUAUCGAAUAAUCUAUCCCAAAUUCAGGAGGAUUGGUCUCCGUCCACGUUCCAAAUUACGCAAGGCUGUGAUCUCUUCUUCAGCCAUGUCUCACACUUCAUCCCAUUCCUCCAUCAACCUACAUUCGACACAACCCAAACUACUCCUUACCUGACCCUUAGUAUUCUGAGCCUUGCCUAUCAAUAUGGCGAGGACCCGGAUUGUGCUGAUCAAUCAGGUUCUGGUGUGAGCUUGUCUAGACGUUGCUUUUAUCAAGCUCGGGCACUCAUUGCCGCUGAGGAGGGAAGUUUGGAUUGUUCAGCAAGUUAUUUGCCCAUGGUCCAGUCAUAUCUCUUACUUCAAAUUUGUGCCAUGAUGUAUCUUUGUAGUGAUGACUCAGCGCAUGGUCUCAAGAUGCAUUCUGACAUGAUUUCUCUUGCUCGAGCCGGCGGAUUAACACAGCCGCUCCCAGUUGAAUCCGCCAUGGCUGAGGACCUUGACUCACUGUGGCGGCAAUUCACCAAAACAGAGUCACACAAGCGAACUCUUUUUGCUGUCCACCAGAUUGAUGCAUUGUGGUAUCAACUCUUUUCUAUACCUCGGCAAAUCUCUCAUUUGGAAAUCAAACAUGAACUCCCCUGUUCAGAAGAUCACUGGACAGCAUCUUCCUCGGCGGAAUGGGCACACCGGCAGCUUGUUGCAAAAAAUCCCGGUCCCCUUUUGCAAUAUGUAGAUGCCGUCCGUCACUUUCUAUCAUCUGAUGCCGACCUCAGCGCCAUUCCAGCGUUUGACCCGUACGGGGCUAUCAACAUUGCCCAAUUCCUGAUUUCUAGCGCUCGAGAAAUAUCAGGUUGGUCCACAAUGACAGGAUUACUUAGUAUAGAUAGAUUUGCCGCUUUACGCUCAUCGCUCAUCGCUCUCAACCCUUACAUCCACCCAGAAACUGAGACCGCAAUGACAACGCACGGAGCGAUAUGCGCUGCAACAUGGCAAACCGCUAUGAUUGAGCUACAGAUGUGGUCCCCAUUACAUACUGAUGGUGUCGUAGGAGCAAGUGUGGACGCCCUGUUGAAGCAGUUGACCUCGCUGGCUCCUUCUUCCGAGUUCAUUUGCGAAGCCAACACUAUCAAAGCUAUUCAGACACAUAUUGACUGGUUCUUACGCUAUCUGGAUACAACACUUGUGCCAGAUCGGGAAGCACCGUGGGUUACUUUAUACGCUUAUAAAGCGUUUUUAAUCGCCUGGCAGCUUGUUCGUGAGUGGGUGUCAGAUUCAAUGCGGGUCGUUGGUAUCCAAGAUGGUGACAUUGAGGGUGCUUUGACGUGGGCAAGAAGAGUCUUUGGGCGCAGACAGAAAUGGCAGCUUGGAAAACUUAUCAUUUCUUGUUUGGAUGAACUAGGCCAGUAAACCUUUUGAUGAUGCAAAAAUACUGGAUGAUCUGAUAUUCACUUUGCCGGCACGAUAACUGGUGUUAUGAAACUUCACUUGACAUUACAAAACCUAUAGUCUAUGAUGAACAUUGAAGUUGGUUUCUAUCCAUGUUAAAUUAAAUAGUGGCAAUUGAGUUCAAAACUACGUAAGUG
Molecule: messenger RNA, 2284 nt
Organism: Talaromyces proteolyticus
Lineage: Eukaryota; Fungi; Ascomycota; Eurotiomycetes; Eurotiales; Trichocomaceae
Product: fungal-specific transcription factor domain-containing protein
Exons: 1
Coding region: 39-2108 (689 amino acids)
Biological process (GO): DNA-templated transcription; regulation of transcription by RNA polymerase II
Cellular component (GO): chromatin
Molecular function (GO): zinc ion binding; RNA polymerase II cis-regulatory region sequence-specific DNA binding; DNA-binding transcription factor activity, RNA polymerase II-specific
Source: RefSeq, a predicted model, not a curated record